AUGUAUAUCACGAGAUUAGCAGGUCUCGCAGGCCUUCUGGUCAGCCUAGCAAGCGCUCAAACAACAACACUGCAAGCCGAGUCAGCAACACUAUCUGGUGUCACCGUCGCCACUGCAGUCGCCGGAUACUCUGGUACUGGGUACGUCGAAGGUUUCGACGAAGGAACAGACAAAAUAACCUUCACUGUCCCUGCCACAACCUCGCAGCUCUACGAUCUCAAGCUUGUGUACAACGGCCCUUACGGCGACAAGUACACCUACGUAGUGCUCAACAGUGCUGGCGGGUCCCAAGUCUCCCUUCCUGCCACCACAACAUGGACGACCGUCUCAGCAGGUCAGGUCCUACUCGAUGCUGGUUCCAACACCAUUGAGAUCCAGAACAACUGGGGCUGGUACCUCAUCGACUCCAUCAUCCUGUCUCCCAGCCCCAAGCGCGGCGCGCACAAGGUCACCACAACGCCCGUGUCACCAAACGCCAACGCAGACGCAAAGGCGCUGUUGAAGUACCUCGGAAGCAUCUACGGCAAGAACAUCCUCUCCGGCCAACAAGACCAAGCGUCUCUCGACUGGGUGACCACCAACGUCGGCAAGACCCCCGCCAUCCUCGGACUCGACCUGAUGGACUACACGGAGAGCCGCAUCAGCCAUGGCGCCAGCUCAACCGACGUGGACAAAGCCAUCGCCUUUAACAAAAAAGGAGGCAUCAUCACUUUCGUCUGGCACUGGGGCGCCCCUACAGGUCUGUACGACAACGCGACACAGCCCUGGUACAGCGGCUUCUACACCGCAGCGACCGACUUCAACAUCGAGACUGCGCUGAAGGAUACUACGAAUGCGAAUUACACGCUCCUCAUCAAGGACAUCGACAGCAUCGCCGUGCAGCUGAAGAAGCUGCAGGACAACGGCGUACCUGUGCUUUUCAGGCCGCUGCACGAGGCCGAGGGCAAGUGGUUCUGGUGGGGCGCCCAGGGCCCCGAGCCAGCGAAGAAACUGUAUAAAAUCGUCUUCGAUCGAUUGACGCGCGUGCACAAGCUGCAGAAUCUGGUUUGGGUGUGGAAUUCGGUCGCCAAGGACUGGUACCCCGGCAACUCGUACGUCGACAUCGUCAGCGCCGACACCUACACCCAAAACGACCAUGGCCCGAUAUCCGCAACCUACAACGCGCUGCUCUCCCUCACCGGCGACACGAAGCUCAUCGCCGCGGCUGAAAUCGGCAGCGUCAUGGAGCCUGCGCAGCUGAAAGCGUACCAGGCUGAUUGGGUCUACUUCUGCAUCUGGAGCGGGGAUUAUAUCAGCGCCGGGGUGUGGAAUUCGUUGGAUUUGCUCAAGAGGGUUUAUGCGGAUGUGUAUGUGCUUACGCUGGAUGAGAUUCAGGGGUGGCGGAAGAAGUAG
Messenger RNA from Ascochyta rabiei, 1392 nucleotides. Its product is annotated as Mannan endo-1,4-beta-mannosidase. Gene Ontology annotation, biological process: substituted mannan metabolic process. The record is from RefSeq and is a predicted model, not a curated record. The transcript is spliced from 4 exons. Gene Ontology annotation, molecular function: mannan endo-1,4-beta-mannosidase activity; carbohydrate binding. NCBI's taxonomy places the organism in Eukaryota, Fungi, Ascomycota, Dothideomycetes, Pleosporales, Didymellaceae. Bases 1 to 1392 code for a protein of 463 amino acids.